Molecule: messenger RNA, 4087 nt
Organism: Monomorium pharaonis (pharaoh ant)
Lineage: Eukaryota; Metazoa; Arthropoda; Insecta; Hymenoptera; Formicidae
Product: glucose dehydrogenase [FAD, quinone]
Exons: 3
Coding region: 1781-3694 (637 amino acids)
Molecular function (GO): oxidoreductase activity, acting on CH-OH group of donors; flavin adenine dinucleotide binding
Source: RefSeq, a predicted model, not a curated record
UGCAAACUUUAGUAUUUUAUCUUUUGCUUUCUUUACCAAUUAAACAUUUAUUUUUUUAUUAUUGAAUUAUUCAAGACAUUUCAAUAGUCUCCUUCUAUAAAAUAUUAUUCAUUAUUCAAUUAUUAUAUGAUUAAUGAAGAAAUUUUCUAGAAAAGUGUAUUUAAAAAAUGCAUAGUACAAAAAAUAGAAAAAUUUUAAUUCUCAGUUGGUAUCUCAAUUAGUUCUCAUUUCAAGCAAAUUUUAAUGGAUUUUAUGUAAUUAAUUUACAAAUGUAUUCAGUACUAAAUAUUAAAAAUUUAUUUAAUAAUUGAUUCUCCCCGAUAUUAUUGCGAAACAAAUCGAAUUAAAAUUUCAAAUUGCUCAAAAGAAAUUUACAGACAAAUGGAUCCACAUGCUUUAUAGAUUUAAAAUAAUUUCAGAAAUAUAAUUAAUUUUUCAAGAAAACGUUUUGUAAUCAUAUCGUUCGUCUUUAAAAGAAAUGAGGAAAAAAUAAAUGUUUUCUCAUUUCUUUUAAAGACGAACGAUAUGAUGCAGAUCAACUUUCUAAUUUGUUACAACAUUCAUACAGAACGUCUAGUGACCUAGUAAGGAUUCCGAGUUUCAGAUUAUUUUAAUAUUUCAACACUUGUGAUCCAAAAUCAUAUAUUACAUAUUAUCAAUUAAUUAAAAAAUUUCAUUAAUUUGUGUAAUUUACUAAAAUUGCCAAUUAGUUGCUUGAAAGUAACUUAAGAGAAAAUAUCAAAUUAUGCUAUGUAGAUAGCGUUUCAAGAUUUGCAAGUUACGCAAAAAUUAAUUGCCUAAUUUCUCAAUUCAAUUUCAAAGGACUUAUCGAGUGGACUAUCUAAGUUUUGAAAUAAAACUACGGAAGACAUGUAAACAUAAUUAACUGCUUAUUAUAUACAUAUUAAUGCCACUAAUAUCUUUUAUUAGAUAUUAUUUCUCAGAUAUUACUAGUUUUCGACUAAGAAAAUAUCAUCUUAUUUAAAUUUGUAAUAAUAAAUUGAUUAAAAAUUAGAUUCUCACUGAUCACUUCAAUUAUACAGAUGGAAUUUUCUCUCUUUUUUUGAUAUAAUGUUUAUAAAAAUAAAAUUAAUUGUACAAUUUGAUUGAACAAUAACGAUUGGAUUGAUAGCUAGGUAAACAUGUAAAUUAACUUACUUUUUACUAAAAAAGAAAAGAUACAUUCAAAAAAGAGUAUCAAAUAGUACAAUGUAUUUAACGUAAAACAUAUAUACAUAUUAAAAAAUUACAUCAUAUUUAAAAAAAACACAAAAACAAAUUUUUAUUAUUUUUUACUUAUCAAUUUUACAAAUUAAUUGUAAAUUCUUUUCUGAUCAAAAGACUCAUAAUUAUUAGAUAUUCUAACAAAUAAAAUAAUUUUCUAUUUUGUUUUCAGAUUCUCGCAUAAGUUUCAAAGAAAAAUAUUAAUUAAUUUUUAUAAUUUUUAUAAUUAGAGCACACAACUCACAAUGCUUUUUAAAUGUGUAUAUCAUUAAAUUAAAUAAUUUCCAUUACAUGUGUUUCAAAAUUUUCUUAUGGCUGAGUUGAUUUGUAAUCGUGUAUAAUUGUAGCCACGAACAUUAUGAUAUUGCAAACAAAACACAUGAUAAAAUAAAAGUUUUUUUUUCGUUUUUAUGAAAAUUUUUUCUUUAGUUCCUAUAAGACACAAUUGGUAAAAAUCUGUGAAAGAAGUAGCAAAAAAUAUUCGUAAAAAAUUUGACUAUUCGAAUGCAUAGAUUUCGAACAAGAUCAAUAUUAAUCGGUCCGAUCAGAGCGAGAGAUGAGUGUCGCGACAGCAGUUGGCAUUGCUUUAAAAACAGCCACUGUUCUUCUUGGCGUCGGUAUCGGUAAGAUAACGAUAAUCCCAGUGUUGAUUGCCGCACUUGCAUACUUCAAUUACGAUCUCAUGGAUCCGGAAAAUCAUCCGCACGUGACAAAGCAAUUGAGGAAAGAAUACGACUUUGUCAUUGUCGGUGGUGGUUCGGCUGGCAGUGUGCUUGCCAACCGACUAACGGAGAAUCCUGAAUGGAAUGUACUCUUAUUAGAGGCCGGAGGUCACGAGACCGAAAUAACCGACGUGCCGAUAUUAUCUCUUUACUUGCAUAAAAGUAAGGUGGAUUGGCAGUAUCGCACACAGCCACAAAACACAGCUUGCCAGGCGAUGGUCGAUGGCCGAUGUUGUUGGACUAGAGGCAAGGUUUUGGGAGGCUGCAGCGUUUUAAAUACAAUGUUGUAUGUUCGUGGAAAUCGACGUGAUUUCGAUCAUUGGGAAAGUUUGGGUAAUCCUUCCUGGGGAUACGAAGACGUGUUGCCAUACUUCAAAAAGUCACAGGACCAAAGGAAUCCAUAUUUGGCACGCAAUACGAGAUAUCAUAGUACAGGCGGAUACUUGACCGUGCAGGAUACCCCGUAUCUCACUCCAUUGGGCGUAGCGUUUUUACAAGCUGGAGAAGAAAUGGGAUACGAUAUUUGUGACGUCAAUGGUGAACAGCAGACUGGUUUCGCCUUUUUUCAAUUCACAAUGCGACGCGGUACUAGAUGCAGCAGCGCCAAGGCAUUUAUAAGGCCUAUUCAGCUUAGAAAAAAUUUUCACCUCUCCUUAUGGAGUCAUGUAACUCGAGUACUGAUAGAACCGGAGAGUAGACGAGCAUAUGGAGUAGAGUUUAUCGUAAACGGUCGUAAGGAAGUAGUAUUUGCCAAAAAAGAAGUGAUUCUCUCAGCCGGCUCUAUUAAUAGUCCACAAUUGCUAAUGCUUUCUGGGAUAGGACCGCGUGCACAUCUAGAGCAAUUGGGAAUUCCCGUGAUUGAAGAUUCACCUGGAGUCGGACAGAAUUUGCAGGAUCAUAUAGCUGUUGGUGGACUUGUCUUUCCAAUCGACUACAAGGUUAGCAUAGUAAUGAAUCGGAUGGUAAAUAUUAACUCGGCUCUGAGAUACGCUAUCACUGAGGAUGGCCCAUUAACAUCUAGCAUCGGUCUCGAGGCAGUUGGUUUUAUUUCCACCAAAUAUGCCAAUCAGAGUGACGAUUGGCCUGACAUCGAGUUUAUGUUGACGUCCUCGUCGACCAAUUCCGACGGUGGCAGUCAUGUGAAGAAAGCUCACGGUUUAAGUGACGAAUUCUACAACGAAAUGUUUAGUAACCUCAACAAUCACGAUGUCUUCGGCGUGUUUCCAAUGAUGCUCAGGCCCAAGUCACGUGGUUACAUCAGAUUGAAAUCUAAGAAUCCUUUAAAUUAUCCAUUAUUGUAUCACAAUUAUCUGACUCAUCCAGACGAUGUGGCAGUACUUCGCGAGGGUGUUAAGGCAGCUAUCGCUUUCGGUGAAACCAGUAGUAUGAGAAGAUUUGGUGCCAGAUUCCAUGACAAGCCAUUGCCAAAUUGCAAGCAUAUUCAUUUGUAUACAGACGAGUACUGGAACUGUGUGGUGAGGCAAUAUACCAUGACGAUUUAUCAUAUGAGCGGUACGGCCAAGAUGGGUCCGUCUUAUGAUCCAAUGGCAGUUGUAAACUCGGAGCUGAGGGUCUAUGGGGUUGACGGCUUGCGUGUGAUUGAUGCAUCUAUCAUGCCGACUAUCACUAGUGGCAACAUAAAUGCCCCUGUUAUUAUGAUCGGCGAGAAAGGUGCUGACAUGAUAAAGGCAAGGUGGAUCCGAUUAUCUCGUUCCAAAAGAGACAAUAUUACCGCCGCUGCCUCUUGAUACAUGAAUCGAUCGCGUAAUUGCAUAAUGUAAUACACUAAUGUAACAUAAAGAUGGAUGGUUAAGUGGAAAAUUGGCUCACACACAAAUAACAUUUAUAAUUUACUAAUUAAUAUUAUAUAUUUUCAUGAAAAAAAAUCGUUUUAAAUUUAAUAUCUAAAUAGUUUAUGAGAACAAUAAGAAGUAAUAGUACAAAUCGACUUGUACCAUUACACUUGCAUUUUAUCAUUCAAUCAUCGAUUAUUUUCGAAAAUUAAUCAUCUCACCGAUAUAUGAAUUUAAAGCCAGAUUUUAAAAAAAUAAUCAAUAAACACUCUGUUUGUACCUCGUUUGUAUCUGUAUUGCAUGCAUUUCAUUUGUACCUCAAUAAAAAAAUACAAAAUUAUAAAAAAA